AUGGCUAUUGACGAAAUACCUGAAACUAAGAAUGGAUCAUAUGGUCCAGAAAGAAAUUCAAUUGAUUCAUCAUCAGAUGAACAAAAUAGUAAUUCACCAUUAACUAAAGAUUUUAUUGGUACCAAAGUUUCAUAUGUUGAAUCUGGUUCUAGUUUAGAAUCUGAAGAAUUUUUAAAGAAUCCAUUUUUAGAUCCAAAAGUAGAAGAAUAUUAUCGUGCAUUAUACGAAGAAUCUAAAUAUGAAAGUUAUCUGGCAUUUGAUCCUCAAUUUGAAUGGACUAAAGAAGAAGAAAAGAAAGUAGUUAAAAAGAUCAAUAUUAGGGUUGCUUUGACUGCUUGUAUUUUAUUUGUUGGAUUACAAGUUGAUCGUGGUAAUAUGGCCCAAGCUGUUCUGGAUAAUUUAUUAGAAGAUUUAGGUAUGACUACAAAUGAUUAUAAUACUGGUAAUACAAUUUUCUAUGUUUGUUUCUUAUUGGCUGAAAUUCCUUCUCAAUUGAUUUCUAAAGCUUUAGGUCCUGAUAUUUUUGUUCCUACUCAAAUGGUUGCUUGGAGUAUUGUAGCCAUGUGUCAAGCAGCAUUAAGUGGGAAGGCAUCUUUUUAUGUCACCAGAGCUUUGAUUGGUAUUUUAGAAGGUGGUUUUAUUGCUGAUUUAGUAUUAUGGUUAAGUUAUUUUUUCACCAGUAAGGAGUUACCCGUUAGAUUAUCUUGGUUUUGGACCACUUUAUCAUUAGUUCAAAUUGGUACUUCAUUGUUAGCCUUUGGUAUUUUACGUAUGAGAGAUGUUGCGGGAAUGGAAGGCUGGAGAUGGUUGUUCUUACUUGAAGGUAUAUUCACUUUAUUAAUUGGUAUUUCCGGAUUUUAUCUUAUGGUUCCAUCAGCUGUGCAGACCAAGAAUUGGAUGCAUCCAAAAGGAUGGUUUACUGAACGUGAGGAGAAAAUUGUUGUUAAUCGAAUUCUUCGUGAUGAUCCAAAUAAAGGAUCAAUGCACAAUCGUCAAGCUAUUACCCCUGUUGCACUUUGGAAAAGUUUGAUAGAUUAUAAUCUUUGGCCAGUUUAUGCUAUUGGACUUGUUGCAUAUAUUGGUACUAGUACUUUCACUUCUUAUUUUACUUUGCUUAACAGACAACUCGGAUUUUCAACUUUCGACACUAACUUGUUAAGUAUUCCACCAGCUGUACUUCAUAUUAUUUUCUUGUUACUUAUCACUUGGUUUUCUGAGAAAAUCAAUGAACGUUCAUUUGUGGCAUUGAUUGCUCCACUUUAUUCAAUUCCAUUAAUUGCUAUUAUUAGAUGGUGGCCAGGAGCUGGUAAACAAAUCUGGUCUACUUAUGUUUUGAAUAUGUUAUAUUUGGGUCAACCUUAUAUUCAUGCAAUUUGUGUUUCUUGGGUAUCUAGAAAUUCGAAUCAUGUUCGAACCAGAUCAAUUUCAUCAGCAGUAUACAAUAUGUUUGUUCAAUUGGGUUCAAUUAUUGCCCUGAAUAUUUAUAGGAAAGAUGAUUUACCUUUAUAUCACCGUGGGAACAUGCAAUUGUUUGUUAUAGCUGUGAUUUUAGUGCCAAUAUUACUUUUAACAAAGGCAUAUUAUGUCUGGCAAAAUAAGAGAAGAGAUAAAGUUUGGAAUAGUAUGUCUGAAGAAGAAAAGCAUGCAUAUAGAAAUACCACUAAGGAUGAAGGGUCAAAGAGAUUGGAUUUUAGAUUUGCUCAUUGA
This is a messenger RNA of Candida tropicalis MYA-3404, 1707 nucleotides long. RefSeq lists its product as uncharacterized. The transcript has a single exon. The coding region runs from base 1 to 1707 and encodes 568 amino acids. Gene Ontology annotation, biological process: transmembrane transport. NCBI's taxonomy places the organism in Eukaryota, Fungi, Ascomycota, Pichiomycetes, Serinales, Debaryomycetaceae. Gene Ontology annotation, molecular function: transmembrane transporter activity. Gene Ontology annotation, cellular component: membrane. The record is from RefSeq and is a predicted model, not a curated record.